Messenger RNA from Trypanosoma conorhini, 963 nucleotides. Its product is annotated as putative mitochondrial glycoprotein. The transcript has a single exon. Lineage: Eukaryota; Euglenozoa; Kinetoplastea; Trypanosomatida; Trypanosomatidae. The record is from RefSeq and is a predicted model, not a curated record. Gene Ontology annotation, cellular component: mitochondrial matrix. The coding region runs from base 1 to 963 and encodes 320 amino acids.
AUGCGGGUUGUGCGCCACAGGCGGGUUGCCACUUCCGCCACCCCCGUGCGUCUUCUGCGAUCGGCGGCGCUGGCGUCAUCGUGGCCGCGGCUGCAGCAACACGCACGCCGUUUCAUGACUGACGGUGGUCUAAACGACAACGACGGCGGCGGCGGCGGCGGCGGCGACGAUGCGGGGGGUGUUUCCGGUGGAGUGUCGCUGCCGCGUAGCGCGCUGCCGCCGUCCGACUUCCCCGAGCGGAGUUUUCUCAAGUGCAUCGAGAAGGAGAUGCAGGACGAGGCGCUGCGGCUGGACAAGGAGGAGGGGGCACCGCCGCCGCCGUCCGGAUGGGAGAUGUACCACGCGCCGGGGACCAGCGUCUUCUACGGCCGGCGUUGGUGGCUGCCGCCGACGCCUGUCGCCCCGGCGGGGCCGCGUGGGAUGGAGCGGCACACGAUCCGCGUGCAGCUCACCACGCGGGAUCCCUCGCUUGACCCCGAGUGCGACGUGCGGGGCGAGCACUUCCCCUUCUCCCUCUUUGUGCAACGCGGCGUGGGCGGCGCCGGGGGAGUGGCGGAGGAGCGCGGUCUGUACGAGCAGAGCAUCGAGGUGCGGGCCGACUUUGUGGAGGGGGAGUUGGUUGUCGACCACGUUGUCUUUCACGGCACACACGCGCCCGCCGCGAUGGCCAGCUCUCCCGCACGCCCCCACAGCCAGAAAGCGGAGCCCCAUAACGCGGGCAGCACCGCCUCGCCGCCUGCCCUGACAGAGGCCGAGGUGCAGUACAACAACCUCUUUGGCGGCUACCCCGGGCCGAACCUGGACGAGGUGGAGGAGGAGGUGCUCGACGGGAUACAGGCGUGGCUCGCGGAGCGCUGCAUCGACGACCAGUUUGGGGAGUUCGUUGGCCAGUACUCGGUGUGGGUGGAACAGAUGGAGUACGAGCGCUGGCUGCGGCAGCUGCGUGAUUUUGUGGCCGCGUAA